Molecule: messenger RNA, 795 nt
Organism: Durusdinium trenchii
Lineage: Eukaryota; Dinophyceae; Suessiales; Symbiodiniaceae
Source: the annotation of a GenBank genome assembly
AUGGGCUCCAAAGUCUCCACGUCGGCUUCGGCGUAUCCAGCGUCGCGGCACUUGGCGCUGCUGGGCGAUUCCACCAUCGACAACGCCGGCUGGGUGCCCCGCGGCGAGCCCUGCGUGACGGACCAGGUCCGGGAGCUUGAACCCAAUGUCACCAUGUGUGCCCGUGAUGGGGCCCUGAUCGCCGCGGUGCGUCGCCAGUCCCUGGAGCUGCCGGAGAGUUGCACCGACGUGGUGGUCUCGGUGGGGGGCAACAACGCCACGGCGGCCACCACCACGGUGCUGGGAGGCGACGUGCCCAGUAGCGUGGAAGAGGCGUUGUGUCGAUUGUACACCUUUGCACAAGCCUUUGAAGCCGAAUUUGACAUUGAAAUGACGGAACUGGCUCGCAGCAUUGGCCCAUCGCGGCGUUUGGUGAUCUGUUCCUGCUACAACCCCUGCUUCGCGCCUUUUAACGUCACCACCGUGUCUCAGCCCGUGGCGAACCUGGCGUUGAGCGUUUUGAGCGACGCCGUGCUACGUGUGGCCACGCGCUUGAGAGCACCGGUCAUUGACCUGCGGCGAGUCAUGACCAAGGUGGAGGACUUUGCCAAUCCCAUCGAACCCAGCAGUUUGGGCGGUGCAAAGAUUGCGGCUGAGAUCGUGCGGGUCGUGCGGACACAUCCCUUUGAGUGCCUCACCAGCGUUAUGUUCGAAAUGGCUGUGGGUCAUGGCACCUCAUCCUACAAACCAUUGUUGUCAUGGUACCUCACCCCCUACAGACCAUGGUUUAGGUUGACAUCUCGAACGUUUUUCUAG